AUGAACCCUAGACGCUUUAGGCAUUACUCCUUUGAAAAAUUGUCUCCAUCAUCUUUUCAAGAGUAUUCUUCUGAAGCUCGAAAUGUAACUGAACCAUAUCCCCCGAUCGAAACCCAUUCUCCUCAAAACUCUUUUACGUCUAUGCUGAAUUCCUUUCCGUUUGGGAAGGAUGAUCAACUUUCUUCCAAUUCAUCCGUUCCCGUCGAAUAUCCUUCUAAUACUUCAGAUCCCUCCUCCGCAUUUUAUUCACGCUAUUUCCAAAGCCUCCAAGGCAAUGUAUCUAGCGAGUUGAAAGAUACGAAAAAGAUGAAUUCUCCUCCCCCUCCCAACAGCGGUGAGUUCAAUGAUCCUUGCAAUUUAUAUGUAUCCCCUUUUAAAAUAUGGCCUGCCGACAAUCAACAACCCUUUCAGUCCGUUUAUGAUACUCUUCCAGAAGCAGUUCAAUCUUCUGAAAGUGAUCGCUUUCAAGAUACCGCUUUUCACUCAUUAUACAAUCCUUCCUUUUUAAAUCCAUCCCAUCUCCCUGCGUAUCCCGCUCAACAACCUAUCUCGGAUGAAAUAUCAGACUCUUUAAAAUCUACGCGCUUAUCCUAUCCUCAACCCCUUUCAAGUAAUCCAGAUUCUUUAGACUUUCCAAAUGCGACUGCCUAUGCAUUUCUAGAUUCCACCGUUCCCUCUGCAGCUAACACGUAUCCGUUAUCUGCCUACACGACAUAUUCCUCGCAACUUCCUGAAUUAUCCACUCCCCACGAUUUUACAUAUCCCUCCUCUGCUUAUGCUGACCAAAGUAUGUCUCCAUUACAAACACCUUCCAUUUCUUUGGCCAACACCUCCUCUACAAACAUGAAUUCCCCUGCAAUUGAUGGUAUUCCCAGGACUACUCAUAAAUUGAGUUCCAAUGCUACCAACAAGCAUCACUUUCAACAAUCCUUAGCAACCCAUCCUUCCAUAGAGUCAGAAAGUCAACAUUUGUUUGCUCCAAACUUUUACGAAAGCAGUUCCUUAUUUUACCAACCGUAUACGGACCAGCCUCAUCAAGACACUUCUUGUCUGCCUCCUUCAUUACACUCAAAUGCUUACUGUCAUAAACCACCAAAGCAUGCUCAGUACCGUGCCACCCAUCCAGACUCAAUAAUUUCUACCAGGCCUUUGACAUCGGAUGCUUAUGCAUUCCAAAACGGGGAGCCAAUUUCCAUAAAAAAGAGUAAAAGCAUGACUGAAGAUUCAGUGCCGAUAAACACUACCAGCGAGUCCGCAUCGUGUUUGAUUCCCCCUUCUCUGUAUUCCUAUCACACCUACAUUGAAGAAAGAUUGCGUUACGUCUUACAACACCACGAAACUCUUUGCAGUUUUAAUAUUUGCAUGCCCUCCGUGUGCCAAAAAUCUUAUGGUAAUGAGCGACGAUAUUUAUGUCCUCCUAUUGUGUUAUACUUCUUGGGAGUCAACUGGUUCAAUUACGAAUCAGAUGAAAUGGUCAUUAUGUCGAAUAUAGUAAAAGAUGCCGAGGAUGAAAACCUUUCCAAGUCCAUUUUGUACUACAAUACUGACGGUAAGGAAAUAAGUUUUUACUCGGAAAAACGAGCUUCUGCGAACCAUGAGCAAUGUCAAAAAUUGAAUCCUGUUUGGGCAAGUACUAUGCUAAAAACUAUUUAUUAUACUGGAACAGGUGAACACGACAAACUGGGCCGCUCCAUGCAACUUCAACUUCAAAUUGAUACCAAAAACAAGCAACUAGGGAUUGAUAAAGUACGGUUAGGUGUCAUCUCCAAGCCCAGUCAAAAACGCGCUCUUGCCAAGGUUUCCGACAUGAGUAUUUGUCACGGUGAUUGCGUUAGUCUCUUUAAUCGAUACCGUGCCCAGCACAAUAAUGCAUUGUUUUUAAGUACUAGUAAAAUGUGUCAGGUACUAUCGGAUAAGAGCACGCGGAUGAAGACUUCUGGUAACUUUUUUCCGGACAUUGAUACUCCGACUGUAGCUGAAAAUGAGCAGGGCAGGCUUAUUAUGACCAGUGAUACUUGGGAACCAUUUUACAUUCUGUCUGUCGAAGAGCUCAAAAAAGGGAAUGGCAGUGUUGCAGCUAAUACUCAACGAGUUGUUUUGAGUUUUGAUACUCUUGUAAUUUUAGUUAGUAAAAUCACGGGAGUUCAAUCGCCGCCAUUAGUUUUGAAGAAACGGGAAAAUUGGAAAGUGUCCAUUUCUUGUACAAAAUCCCAUGAAUCCUUUAACUGUUUAUCUAAAUUAGCAUUUCAGUGUCCGGUGUCGAAAAAGUUUUUGUCUAUUGAUGAACUAAAUUCUGGAGAAGUUGGGUACACAGAAGGGGAAUUUCAGUUUAACGACAAACUAAAUCCCUCAAGAGCAACCCAUUCUGUUCUACCUUGGUCCGCAAUGUGGUCAAUUAUAUCUACACAAUCUUUCAACACCAAUUUCUACGAUGAGCCAAUCUUUAAAAAUCGUACACACUCGGUGCCAAGCAUGCCAUCGGUCAAGUGUUUGUAUAGUGACAAGCAGUCUCUGCUAUAUAUAUAUGGUACUGGGUUUGCAAAUGAUGUUCAAGUGUGGAUUGGCGAUGCAAAGUGUGACGUUUUAAAAAAAGCAGGUGACCCGUUAAAUACAAGUACUCUGCCAGACGUUGUGUCUUCAUCUCGUUUUUGUUCACGACUACAAGCUUUUCCAGUGAAUUUGACGUGCAUUGCAUGCGUUGUUCCAUUCCAUUUGUGGGAGUCGAAAAUAAAGAAAAAUCCUAUAUUGUUGUUUCAGCAUGACACCUUUUUUAAUUCUGGUUUUGCUUGGCCAUUGCAUUCGUGA
This is a messenger RNA of Schizosaccharomyces octosporus yFS286, 2805 nucleotides long. RefSeq names its product CBF1/Su(H)/LAG-1 family transcription factor Cbf12. The transcript has a single exon. NCBI's taxonomy places the organism in Eukaryota, Fungi, Ascomycota, Schizosaccharomycetes, Schizosaccharomycetales, Schizosaccharomycetaceae. Gene Ontology annotation, molecular function: DNA-binding transcription activator activity, RNA polymerase II-specific; RNA polymerase II cis-regulatory region sequence-specific DNA binding. Gene Ontology annotation, cellular component: nucleus. Bases 1 to 2805 code for a protein of 934 amino acids. Gene Ontology annotation, biological process: regulation of transcription by RNA polymerase II. The record is from RefSeq and is a predicted model, not a curated record.